Messenger RNA from Rhopilema esculentum, 2899 nucleotides. The record is from RefSeq and is a predicted model, not a curated record. NCBI's taxonomy places the organism in Eukaryota, Metazoa, Cnidaria, Scyphozoa, Rhizostomeae, Rhizostomatidae.
AGUUACAAUUAAUAUUUCAUAGUUUUAAAUGUUAAUAAUUAGAAUUGAUUAUAGUUUAGAAUGUUAGAAUUGAUUUUAGUUUUAGAAUGUUAGAAUUGUUUAUAGUUUUAAUGUUGCAUAGUUGAUUUAUAGUUUUAAAAUUAUUGAUUAUAGUUUCUUUGUUGCACAGUCAGUCCGUAGUUUCAUUGUCUCUACGUAGGUACAGAUAUAUAGUCAUAUAGCUAUAUAGUUUUAUAGGGAUCUAUAUAUAAAUAGUUUGAUAAGUAAUAACUCAUUGUGCUCAUUCAGACUGCGUUUUACCAACCCUAUUAGAAUGGAUAGUUUUCUAACACCUUUUCCUUUCUUUGAUUUGCAUUAAUCAUCAAUCGAUUGAUCAACUUCUAUACAGUGCACGAGAUUUUUAAAACAAUAGGAUUUUUAGGGAUUUUUGUUGGAUUCUUCUCAAAAACAAUCGUGCAUGUUACAGCUCCUUCUGUGAUUCUGUUUCUUUUUAUGGAAUCCUUCCCUAUUCUACACCGCCGGAGAACCUUUAUCUGAUAAGGGUUUAUCCUUCCAAUUUAAACCAAAACAAAGGGGGGGCCAUUUUAUUAUUUCCUGCAAUUAUACCGUUUUACCUUAUAUGUUACCUCUCCAAAUAUUACCUAUAAAUGGUGUUUUCUUUACAUUUAUCUAUCAAGUUCCAUCUGGGUAGAGGAGGAUACAACGAAGAAUCAAUAUGAGCCACUUUGCUAAAGUCGUUUAUUGCAAUAAAACCAAGGUAUGAUUGUUAUGAUUAUAAACGAAUGGUUACAAAUAUAAUGUAUUGAGCAAUACUUAUUUUUCCACUGCUUUCAAAAUGCAAAAAUUAGCACAGCCUUUCCACUAAGGGAAAACUAUUUGAGUCAUUAAGAGAAAGCUACUUGAGUACAUGGGAAUAUUUCAAGAAAUCUGGAGUUAAUUAAUCUGUUGGACUUUAAUUAGAUAACUUGCCCAUUAGAAUGCCCGCUACGCAAGCUGUCUCCAUUUCCCUAUGACUAUCAGCCACACAAAUAGAAAAGUGAUUAUUACUUAAAUAAAUUACCCACGACCUCAAAUAACCAUACAAUAAAGCCCCAUAGCUAGCCCACCCUGACCCCAGACAAUAGUAACAUUAGCCUUGGAAAGACAAGAUCUAUCUUAGCCUCCAUCUCAAAAAAUCAGAUUGACCCUGCAUGGGACAUGUGAUUUCAUAGAAGAACGAAUAACUACCACACCUAUCUCUGAUCAGCACCAAAGCGAGGUUGUGACGCACGCAUUAUAGCAGCAGCGUUACAACCAUACAGUGGUUACCACAAAAGAUAAACAGAAGACUAGCUUCCAGUAAAGCCUGCUACAUGGGCCCCCUGCCUAAUGGAUAAUAGUAACAUUAGCCUAGGAAAGACAAGAUUAGCCCCCUACAACCAGAAAGAUUAGCCUUCAAAAGACAAGAGAUGUUUCAACCUCGAUUUGAAAAUAAUUAGCUCUGUACAUAUCACGUGAUAAAACAUCACAGCAAAAUAAACAAUUAAAAUACUUGCGCCUUGUGGCAAUGAUGCAAUUAUGUAUUUAUUAAAGAAUUAAACUAGGAACUAACCAGCAAGGAAGAAUGGUGUAAUUCAAACAGUAGACGCGACAAAGAAAUAAAAUUUGACACAGCAAAUCAAUGGAGCCGAAAAACAAUGACCUUUAGUAGAAUGCAAGAGUCUAACUCGAUUCUUACUGAGGAGGCUGCCGAAGGGCAGCGAAUAUUCUAGAGAAAAAUUUGUUUGAUCAGGUAUGUGUUUUCUAAUUAUGGUUUAUAAAUGUACACAGUUAUAAUUUGUCAUACAACACACGGAAUCUCUUAAAAUACUUGACCCAGAAAGCCAGUGAAGGAAAAUAAUCUGGUUUUCAUCCCAGUGAUUCAAUAAUUAAUGAGCUUAUCUCGAUAAUACACACAUUAAUUGAUUGUGAUGUUGUUAGAUACCAGCAUUUUAUACAAAAUGCUUCAUUUUCUAGCAAUAGUCUCACAAGAAGUAAUAAUGAUAAAACAUAGUAUGACACUGGAUAGUAACAAGAAGAUAUUCUGAAUUGUCUUGAAGUUUCUUUUCAAUAAUUUCUUAGGAAAAGCAUUUGCCUUUCAACUCUCUUGAAAAAUUGUGCAUGAGAGUCAUGUAUUUGGGUCCAUGUUGCAAAUUCAUGCAGAGUGCCUAAAUGGGCAUGAAACAAAGUGGAUGUCUCAACCGCUUCAUAAUCAGAUGGCUCUUGGUAAUUUGUUUCUUGCUGCUUCAUGUCUCUUUUCGGGAUCCCAGUGUUCCAAGCUGCUCUGUUUUUUCCACCACCUAAACAUGCCAUCAAUUGCAAUCCGCACAUACAGUGACAUACAACGUGCCUACUUGAUACCAACAGUAAAUGCAGUAUGGGCAAAGUGUCGUCAGGAACUGUUUGUGGCUAGGAAAAACAUGCAACUUGUACUCGGAGGGGAUGCAAGGAUGGACUCUCCAGGACACUCCGCAAAAUAUGGGUCCUAUUCUCUAAUGGACCUUGGCACCAACAAGGUCAUUGAUUUGCAAUUAGUUCAGAGUAAUGAAGUUGGUGGUGCAAAUCACAUGGAACUUGAGGGUCUAAAACCAUGUUUACAGCUGUUAGAUAGUGAGCAUUUGUUGUACACUACUUUGGUCACAGAUCGUCAUGGACCAGUCAGAAAAUUUAUGCGAACAGAAAGAAAAGAAACAAAGCAUCUCUUUGAUGUGUUCCAUGUUGCAAAAUCAAUUGGGAAAAAAGUUGAAGCGAUAGGCAAGAAAAAAGGGAAUCGUAUGCUUCUUCAAUGGGUCCAAAGUAUAAAAAACCAUGUCUACUGGUGUGCUGCUUCAUCUUGUGGUAAUGCAACCUUAAUAAAGGAAAAGUGGCUUUCUCUUUUCAA